CAAGCAAAGGGCAAUUUAGUCCAUUCAACUACAACCAAUCAUAAUCCUGCACGUCUUUACCGUCUCUCUCUUACUCAUCGCGUAAAAACAAAACCUUAAACCCCAUAUAAACCCUUACUCAUCAUCAUCUUCUUCCUCAGCAACCACUUUCUCUUUCACUCUGCAAAUUCAAGCUCGAAAAUGGCUGACCCAUCCAUCUACAACUUUCUCAACCACAAAGGACCCUUGCCUUCAAGACCCCCAAGAAAGAACCCUACAAACCCACCACCACCAUCUUCCUCUUCUCGUCUCUUUCAGUGCCUUUACUGUCCCCGCAAGUUCUACACCUCUCAAGCUCUCGGCGGACACCAGAACGCCCACAAACGAGAGCGAGCUGCUGCUCACAGGAACAUAUCUGUUGAACCCACUAGCCAUCACUUCCCAUCAGACUCAUACGUGGAUCCUGGUUCACCAUUUCUGGACCAGUACUGGCCGGAUACAACCCAGACCCACCAGUUUGCACCUCCUGCUCAAUCUUCUGUUUCCCUAACUCAGAAUGGGUUUUGUGGCGGUUCAACCACUCCUACUGACAAUGAGCCUGUUUCCCCAGUCGCUGAUCUUAACAAUGACCCCGUAAACCUUGAUCUUACUCUGCGUUUAUAGUUUCUCUUGGUAGCUAGCUAGAUUUUGAAAAUGAAAGUUUCUGGGUUACGUUGUUUGGUUUAGAGAAAAU
Messenger RNA from Manihot esculenta (cassava), 712 nucleotides. Its product is annotated as zinc finger protein KNUCKLES. The record is from RefSeq and is a predicted model, not a curated record. Bases 181 to 642 code for a protein of 153 amino acids. NCBI's taxonomy places the organism in Eukaryota, Viridiplantae, Streptophyta, Magnoliopsida, Malpighiales, Euphorbiaceae. Gene Ontology annotation, biological process: negative regulation of abscisic acid-activated signaling pathway. The transcript has a single exon.